CAACUCAUUCAAGUCUACAUACUCACCCAAUAGCAAAGAUAAUUUCUUGUUAUCCUUGCCAAUACAAAGAAGAAAAUUUUGUCAGAGAUGAAGCAAAAUCAGACCAUCAAAUCAAGAAUUGAGAGCCAGGUUCCAAUAAACUGGGCAGUUUUAUUGAAUCAAAGCUCAAGAAAAUGGGCUCUUCCUGAUUCUGCCACCCAAUGCCAUCUGUCUCUCUCUUCAAAGCCAUCAAAAACAAGAAAUGGUAAGACUUCUACCUCCUUAAAGAUAACAGACAGUGUGAAGGGCAAGCUGAUACUAGGGGCGAAACUUCUCGGAGCAGGCGGAGUUCAAAAGGUGUUCAAGAAGAACUUCGGUGUUAGAGAAGGUGAAAAACUGUUGAAGGUUUCUCAAUGUUAUUUAUCAACAACAGCUGGUCCAUUGGCUGGUUUACUUUUUGUUUCUACUGAGAAGGUUGCUUUUCUUAGUGAGAGAUCAAUCAGAGUCCCUUCUUCUAGUGGGAAGUCAAAGAGAAUGCAUUAUAAGGUGUUAAUCCCAAUUGCUAAAAUUAAAACAGCAAAUGAAAGUAAGAAUUUGAAGAAUCCAUCAGAGAAGUACGUGCAAGUAGUGACAGAAGACCAUUUCGAGUUUUGGUUUAUGUGGUUCCAACAACAUCAAAGAACCUUGAAAUAUCUGCAGGAUGCAAUUUCUCAAUCAGCUCAGUAUCCUUAAACAUUCGUUAUGAUGAAGCAAAUAUAUAUAUAUAUAUCUUUCUUGUAAAAUGUAGAACUCAAAAGCCUGUAUAUAUGAUUUGACAAAUUAUAUUAUAUUGUUGAAGCAGUUCUUGAAA
This is a messenger RNA of Ipomoea triloba (trilobed morning glory), 829 nucleotides long. RefSeq names its product GEM-like protein 4. Lineage: Eukaryota; Viridiplantae; Streptophyta; Magnoliopsida; Solanales; Convolvulaceae. Bases 88 to 711 code for a protein of 207 amino acids. The transcript is spliced from 2 exons. The record is from RefSeq and is a predicted model, not a curated record.